AUGGGCCCUCCAUUACUAAAGAUUGUAAGUUUGAUAGUCAGUACCAUAUCAGAACCUGCUGCUAGCUUGCUAAAACUUAUGAUCAGAAACCAAAAACUUAUGCAUGGCUUUUUUGUGCAGAUUGGAAACAAAGCAAAUAGCUUUGAGGCUAGAUUAAACUAUAAAACAGCACAUCCUAACUAGAGAUUGAAACAUGCAAAGAUUGAAAUUCCAGGGAUCAACGAUGAAGAUGCUUUUGUUAAAGGUGUAGAUUACUUCAUUGAAGUUAUCCUAUUCUAUGGAUUCUUGGGCAUUUGGAGUAUCUAUGAGAUUAGGAAAAUGAUAAAUAAUGCAAAGAGAGCUUAGAUUAAGGCAGAGAAAGUCAAACAGAAAAGUAAAUAGUAAAAGCAGGAAAUAGCAUAGCUUAAAAAUGACAUAGACUUACUGAAAGAAGAUAUGAAUCAAAUGAGAGAUGAAUUAAGAUCAUUAAAAGUUAGUACAUGA
Molecule: messenger RNA, 483 nt
Organism: Stylonychia lemnae
Lineage: Eukaryota; Ciliophora; Spirotrichea; Sporadotrichida; Oxytrichidae
Source: the annotation of a GenBank genome assembly